This is a messenger RNA of Astrephomene gubernaculifera, 1578 nucleotides long. The record is from the annotation of a GenBank genome assembly. Lineage: Eukaryota; Viridiplantae; Chlorophyta; Chlorophyceae; Chlamydomonadales; Astrephomenaceae.
CCUUGGCGCAUGCAGCAAAGAAGAAGUUGCCGCCACUUCACUAUAAGCACGGUGUUACGAGACAAAACAAAAUACUCUUAUCCAGCCAACUCCUUUGCUGUCGAAGUUAGUACCGACUCAAGACUUAGCUUCCCGCUUUCCCGAUUACUACCAUACCCUUGCGGUCCGCGAUCUGAGACGAAUGGCUCUGGCGCUGCAUAAACGCGCAGCAAAGGGUUGCCGCCUACAGCAGGCUGGGGAACACUCCGCUGCCCCGCGAGUCCGACCUUUCGUGCCGCUCUCUAGCAUCUGCCGUCUUACACCUCUUAGCUCUGGUGUUGACCUUGCGCCGGUUGCUGCUUCCGGAAGGCCGUCGCGAUGCAGUCUUGUGGUCAGCGCUGUCGCUAAGGCCACCAACACCGUCCGGAUAGCAAUCCAAGGGCGGCGACUGCCUGUGACAGAUGCAAUUAAGCAGUAUGUCGAGGAGAAGGUGGCCAAGGCCAUUCACAACUUCGCCCACAGCCUAAAGCACAUUGACGUGACAUUGUCGGCCCGCGGGGGCGACACUGGAACGCACGGCAAGAAGGAGCAGAAGGUGGAGGUGACCAUCCACACCCUCCGCAACGGCGUCGUCCGCGUGGAGGACUCCGGCUCCAGCUUGUACGCCGCCAUUGACACGGUGUGUGACAAGCUGGCGCGCAAGCUGGGGCGCGUGAAGGAGCGCGCCAUUGCGGCGGGUCGGUGGCCGGGUCGCGGCGGGCCCAAGGAGGAUGUGGCGGAGGAGGACUUCCAGGAGUUCCUGCAGGAGGUCCGCGCCCAGACGCAGCUGUACGACCGUGAGGCGGAGCUGCAGGCGCAGUUCGAGCAGCUCAACCGCCACUACCCAGCUGCCGUACUGCGUGCGAAGAACAUCACCCUGGACCCUAUUUCCGUGGACGAGGCGAUUGACGCGCUGGAGGCGGUUGGGCACAGCUUCUACGUCUUCCGUGAGAUGACCACGGACACCGUGCAGGUGCUGUACAAGCGUGAGGAGGGCGGGUACGGAGUCAUCGUGCCGCAGUUCCGCGACUGAGAGGAGGGGAUGCCGGGUGUGGUGAGGAAGGCAGGGAGGGGCGUAGUGGCAGAGGAGAGCAGGGAGGCGAGGUGACAGGAUUGCUCGCCAGUUUGCAACAUACGUUGCUUACCCAGCCAAGCAGCUACACAGGCGGAUGCGUCGUGGCGUGGCAUGGGUGACCGAGGGUGCCUGGAGCGGCCUGUGUGUCCCUGGUUAGGAGCAGGCAGGGGGGUGGUCCGAGGGGCGGGGGCUAGGAGCAGGAAGAGCAGAAUAUAGAAAUUGUGGGGAGUUUCAGGUGGCUCCGCCCUUACUCCCUGUACAGUAGGCAAGUAAUAACAAAGCAUGUGUUAAAUUCCAAAGUUUGCUACCGAUGUGUGCACUAUGGUGGUUUUAUACUGUUGUUUACUCUGUGCCAACAAGUAAAUGUUGUUGCAUACUCGUUAAGCAAUAUGGGUAUUUAACACGACCCAUUUGAUGACGUUCUUGGACGGUUCUAAAAACUUCAUGCAUGUGGUUGGUAAUACUGCAGACUAACUAUUUUACUA